Molecule: messenger RNA, 4169 nt
Organism: Clarias gariepinus (North African catfish)
Lineage: Eukaryota; Metazoa; Chordata; Actinopteri; Siluriformes; Clariidae
Gene: rnf6
Product: ring finger protein (C3H2C3 type) 6
Exons: 4
Coding region: 87-2147 (686 amino acids)
Biological process (GO): protein ubiquitination; positive regulation of DNA-templated transcription; ubiquitin-dependent protein catabolic process
Cellular component (GO): nucleoplasm; cytoplasm
Molecular function (GO): ubiquitin protein ligase activity
Source: RefSeq, a predicted model, not a curated record
CGCACCUAGGCUACAUUUGUAAUCAGAGCGAAGAGGAAAGAGCACCCGUCCGUGUUAUAGCUGCUGUUUCAGCGGUUUCCGUGGUGAUGGACCCUCCCGGCGGGCGAGACGAGCGUCGUCGUCAGGCCGAGCGUCUUCGGCGGGAGGAGGCGUACUACCACUUCAUCAACGAGUUAAGCGAGGAAGAGUAUCGGCUCAUGAGAGACAGCAAUCUAUUGGGCACACCAGGUGAAGUAACAGCUGAAGAGCUGAGACAGCGUCUGGACGGAGCGAAGGAGCGUGUGUCCUCACAGCCUCGCGCUGAACCACGUCCGCAGAACAGUGAGGCAGGACAGGAGGGCAGCAGCGCUGCCGCUGAGCCUGGUGCCGAGAGCACUAACGGAGACUCGCUGCUGGAGUGGCUCAACACGUUCCGGCGCACAGGCAACGCCACUCGCAGCGGCCAGAGCGGCAACCAGACGUGGCGCGCCGUCAGUCGCACCAAUCCGAACAGUGGCGAGUUUCGCUUCAGCCUGGAGAUCAACAUCAAUCACGAGCAGCCCGAGCCGGGCGAACAUAGCGACGCCUCAGAUGCCAUCGAACUUCCUGUCUCGCAGCGAGCCUCUGCGACUAUACGUACCCCGCCGAGGCCCGCGCCCUAUUUCACGCAGCACCCUGCGCCUUAUCCUACAACCAGGCCCACCCUGGGGAGGCGUGCUCAAGCCCGGCGCACUCGCAGUAGCACCACGCCACCCAUAACCCCGCCUCUCAUUUCUCAGGCGCCGUAUACAAGUUUAAGAAGGAGCCUUGCUUUGUCUCAGCCAGCACCGCUUCCCCCACCUCCUCCUCCCCCACCUCCUCCUCCUCCUCCUCCUCCCCCUCCUUCACAGACCAUGUCUACGUCCCUGCCUCAGGAGCAGGACAGUACUAACAGCGUGCAGGGUCAAGUACAGCCGCACCCUCCUUCGCUUGGCAACGAGGAGGAGCAGGAAGCUAACGAUGCUCCAGACUGUCCGGAAGCUGCUUCUCAGUCCGGUGCGCAGGGGGCGCCAGCCGGCCGUGAGGCUCGGAGAACUCGUUCACGUGGCCGGGUCCGCCGGAUAGCUCUGUCCCGGUCCUCACGUCGUAGCCGCUCUCCUUUGGAUAGGAACCCCGCCCGAAGCUCCAGCCCCACCCCUAGCAAUAGUGCUCCCGCCAUAGAGUCCACCGGAAACACUGCAGCUGUAGAGAUGGUGGAAAUUCCAGCUGAGUCGGCAGCACCGGUGGAAUCUGCCCCCGAGGCGAGUACUGAGGAGGGCGAAACGCCUGCCUCGGGCUCAGCGGGAGGCGUUCGCCGACACCCCACCAUCAUGUUGGAUUUACAGGUGCGCAGAAUCCGACCAGGCGAAAACCGAGACCGGGAUAGCAUCGCUAGCCGCACGCGGUCUCGUGCCCGUGCUGCUGAAAAUACGGUCACCUUUGAGAGCGACAGUGGAGGCUUCAGACGGACCAUCUCGCGCUCGGAACGCGCCGGAAUCCGCACCUACGUGAGCACUAUCCGCAUCCCUCUGCGCCGCAUCUCAGAGACGGGUUUGGGCGAGCCGAGCUCCACGGCGCUGCGCUCCAUCCUGCGGCAGAUCAUGACCGGCUUCGGAGAGCUCAGCUCUUUAAUGGAGACCGAGGCCGACCCGGAAAGCUCCACCCCUGGACAGAACGCGGGCACCAACACGGCUGCUCAGACACAGCGUGCGCAGGGGAGCGAAUCCACGACGGGGAACGCCGUGCCUGAUUCGGGGCGAGAGAGCGGAGUAGUCGGUGGGGCCGGCCAGGCGCGGGUGGGCACCAAUGGAAGGGACACGAAUAACCUUGUGGAGAACGGCACCUUGCCCAUCCUGCGGCUGGCGCACUUCUUCUUGCUGAAUGACGAGGAGGACGACGAGCAUCCGCGCGGUCUCACCAAAGAGCAGAUCGACAAUCUAGCCACGCGCACCUACGGCCAGGCGAGCCUGGAGGGCGAGCAGGGGCGCGCGUGCAGCGUGUGCAUCAACGAGUAUGCGCAGGGCAACAAGCUGCGCAGCCUCCCCUGCGCACACGAGUUCCACAUCCACUGCAUCGACCGCUGGCUCUCAGAGAACAACACGUGUCCCAUCUGCAGGCAGCCCAUUCUGUCCAGUAGCCAUCAGGACUGACUCGGUCCCUCCCUCGCUCCUGUACAUAGCGCUCCAGCCGUAUCACAUCCGGUUCCUCAUCGACUCUCACCGUAUCCCGCUGUAGGUUAGAACCGAAAGAAAGAAACCACACAGAGAAUUAACAAAGCUUUAUUUUUUUAGACUUGUUUUUUUUGUUUGUUUUCUUUUUUUUUCCCCGCUGCAUACUUCCCUCCAUCCUGCUUCAGGGUUCCGUUACACAACAGAUACUAACUGUGAUGAAUCAGUGUUAGCAAAAGCUAAUUUUCAGCAUUUCACAAAAAAGAAAAAAAAAAAGGAUUUUAUAGUUCGAUCUGUACAUGCCAGACUCUGUAAAUAUAUGAAUGCCUGUGCUUUUUUUUUUCUUUUCUUUUGUGAAAGUUUUACAUGAAGACACAGUAUAGAGACAUGCGUAAGAUAAGCUCCUUUUUAAGUUUUAGUUUUUUGUUUUUUUUUUAACUCCACUUUUAAGCCUCUUUUAAGACGCUUUUAGCUUGGCGUCAGUCAAGGUGCGGGGGCUCGCACCUCGCUCGGAUUGAUUCUGAUCGAAUUUGUGAUUUUAUCAACUAUAGAAACUAAAACGGCAACGAGUCACUUAACACUACAUGCUACGAAACGAUACGGACUGGAUUUUUUUUUUUCCCGCUUAUCGUUGCUAUAACAGUUUACAAUGUCGGUUAUUUAAAAAUAAUAUUCGCUGUGCAUCAUCACGUGCAUGUGUCAUUUUAAAUUGUUUUUCUCUCCGCACAUCCGCGUGUAAAGUAAAGUACAAGGCGUCAUUUUAAUGAAUGACAGAUAAUCAGUUCGUUAUUCUUCUUAAAGCACUUGGAGGAGGAUAUUUAGGAUAAAGUGUUUCGCCUGAAACAGGCCAAAUUUUAAACAUAAAAAAAUAAAUUGCAAUGAAUAAAAAAAAAAAAAAAGAGUUAAUAAUUUAAGUCCACGUUUAACUUUUGCCCAAAUGUUGAGAUGCUCUUUUUCACCUCGCCUUUUUUUUAAGCUACACGACAUUGUCUUUUAGGACUUUUUUUCUCCUCCUCAAAAUGUUUCCCCUCCCAUGUCCGUUCAUCGGAGAACAGACAGCUUCGUUAUUAGAAGUAUGAACUGACCGCUGCUUAGAAUUCUCUCCAAGCGUUUAAAUUCUUAAUGAAGGUGAUGAUAAUUCUGAAUUAUUGUCUCUUUAUAUCUACAAAGCGCUUAAAGGGCAUCUGAUGAUAACGCUGAGCUCGUCCUGGUUGCGUUCUCAUCCUCUGUGCAUGAACAACACUGUAAUAUACACACACAUUUUUUCUCUCUCACGCACACAUCACAGCCCCGUGCCCUUCUGAUCAGACGAAUCGGUACGCCUCUUAACAAACCUUUACAUUAUGCCUCAGUGUCUCGUCGAAAGGAAACAGUAGGAAAAAAAACUGUUUCCUAACAUUUUCUUUCCAGAUGUAGUGUAUUAUGCUUAUCUUUUGAGUGUAUGUUGCAAAGGAAUUCCCUGCGAGAGUGUGUGUGUGUGUGUGUGGGGUAUGUAUGAAAUUGCGAAUAUGCUAGUGGUCAUCCCUCCGAGAGUUUCGACGGUUCUUUGGCCACCAAAAAUCCAGAAUGAUUUAUUUAGUUCUUAUUUAAUAAGGUAAGAAAUGACCUCGAGAUAUGAAUAUGUAUUAUGUUCUAAUGUGAUGCUAAAACAGUUACGGAUAUGUAUUCUGUUACUAUGUAAUAAAACGAGCAAAUGAGUUUUCUCUUCCGCUCCUUCAAAAGUAAACAAGGUUUGAUUGUAUUGUAUCAUAAUGCAUUUGUUCUUCUGUAGGAAUGAUUUUGGGGCUCGUACCGGCAAAACAGCGGGUGACGACACACACACGCGCACACUCCUGGCGUGAUUCCCAGAUGAAAUGAAUAAGAUAAUCCAAUCUUGUCACAUUUUUCUUAAUAAUAUGAUGUUGCAAUACAUGUUCAGCUGCUCAAAGAGUUAAAACAAAUACUUCAGUCUAUGAAGUUAAAGUCCACACAUAAUCAUUUCAUGUUUUUUACAAAUCUUAUCAA